Microtus oregoni (creeping vole) is the source of this 3383-nucleotide messenger RNA. Its product is annotated as tumor necrosis factor receptor superfamily member 8-like. The transcript is spliced from 13 exons. Gene Ontology annotation, biological process: signal transduction. The record is from RefSeq and is a predicted model, not a curated record. The coding region runs from base 1 to 1500 and encodes 499 amino acids. NCBI's taxonomy places the organism in Eukaryota, Metazoa, Chordata, Mammalia, Rodentia, Cricetidae. Gene Ontology annotation, molecular function: transmembrane signaling receptor activity; protein binding.
AUGAGCGCGUUCCGGGCGGCAUUGGGAUUGCUGUUCCUGGGGAUGCUUCGAGCCUUCCCAAAGGAUCGACCGCUCAAGAGCACCUGUGCUGGAGUUCUCAGCUACAACCCUGGGGAGGCUGUGGGGAGCUGCUGUCACCGUUGCCCCUCAGGGUUGUCUCCAACACAGCCAUGCCCACAGGGCCCUGCCCACUGCAGGAAGCAAUGUGAUCCCGACCACUACGUGAAUGAGGAUGGGCACUGUACAGCCUGCGUGACCUGUUUGAAAGGUCUUGUGGAGAAGGCUCCGUGUUCCUGGAACUCUUCUCGUGUCUGUGAGUGUCAGUCCGGCACGUACUGUAAGACGCAGGCUGUCAAUUCCUGCGCUCGCUGCUCCCAACAUUCCCGCUGUUCUGGGGGCCAGGUCGUCAAGUUCCCAGGCACAGCGGAGAAGGACACUAUCUGUGAGCUGCCUUCCCCAGGACCUGGCCCCGAUUGCUCCAACCCAGAUGACUGCAAGACAUUUACUAGCCAUGCCAUUGCUCAGGCCACACCUACUCUAAAGCCCUCAGCCACCGACAGUCCGAGGAGCUUGCUGCCAGAAGGGAACACCCACCCUAUGCAGGAAGAUGCUGCUGAGCUGUCGAAGGUUCCAGAGUCUCCAUCUUCCCAGGCAAGGGAGCCCAGUCCAGACCCAGAUAAUGCAGAGAUGAAUAUGACCUUGGAGGUGCUACCUUCAGGGACCCUUCCUGACUUCAGCACCUCAGAAAACAGCGAGGAGCCUGCCAGUACCGCCUCUACCCUGAGCCUCCUGGUGGACGCCCAGACCAGCAGCAGGCUGCAGCCCACUUCUCCCUUGUCCACAGGAACACCUUUUCUGGAUCCAGGGCCCAUGUUCCUCUGGCUGGCCAUGGUGAUGCUGCUCCUUGGCUUUAGCUCCUUCUUCCUAUGUCACUGGAAGGCCUGCAGGAGGAGGAUCCAACAGAAGUUUCGCCUGGACUACCUAACCCAGACCUUCCAGCCAAAGAUGGAGCAGGGGGAUUCCAAACCUAUUGAAAACCCAACUCAGCCAAAGAGAAGCGGGUCAGUGACAGAUGCCAGCACAGGACACAAGUUGAGCCCCGUGAACCCUCCAACCAUGCAGAUGUGUACCAAUGUUGGGGCAGCCUUCCUGGAGAGCCUGCCACUGUUGGAUGACAGCACAGCUGGGAAUCCUUUGACCCCCAGGGAACCUCCAGAGACCCGGGUAUCCACGGAACACACGAACAAUAGGAUUGAGAAGAUCUACAUCAUGAAGGCUGACACGGUGAUUGUGGGCUCUGUAAAGACCGAAGUCCCUGAGGGCCGGGGUCUGGCGGGAUCUCCGGAGCCUGAGCUUGAAGCGGCAUUGGAAGUGGACCAUGCCCCUCACUACCCGGAGCAGGAGACAGAACCACCUCUGGGCAGCUGCACUGAGGUCAUGUUCUCAGUGGAGGAAGGGGGAAAGGAGGACCACGGGCCCACGAUGGUCUCUGAGAAGUGACACCCAGUGUUAGCUGGGGCUAGAGAGCAGCUGAGUCUACCCUCAAGAUCAGGUUAGCUCCAAGCUGGAAAGCUAUUGUGGCUUGAACUAAAGCCCCAGAAUUCAGUGGUAGCCCAGAGUGAAGCCUUCAGCUGCUGCCCAGAGCACUGACUUCUGUGUCCCCAUGGUGGGCACUCGCUGUCAGGCUAGUGUCCGCUCAGGGAGAAGCCACAGGCUGGAUCCAAGCCUCCUUGCCAACACCCUUGUGGCUUGCCGUCUCUCCCUGGGUCUCAGGUGAUGGCUAUACUGGCAUGCUACCAGCCUCUGGUUCUUGUACACAUGGCACCCUGUGGGCAAAGCACCGGCACCAAUUGGUCCUACUCCUGAGGCAAAGGGAAGUUAAAGGGUGAACGCUCGUCACCACUGGCACCGUGACAGCCUGCACCCACCAUCACAUAGGCCUCUGCUCCACAGGGAAUGCACGCAAAGAGACUCUCCUGGCCCAGCCUCCCUGAACUGAAGCCUACAAAAUGGGCUGGAGAUAACUCAUUGUCCUUGAAUGACCCUACCACGAAGCCUUUGGAAACCCAGAUAUCUUUGGAUCCCCCCCAAAGUGGCUGCAGUGACCUCCCUUCCCCCAGCGCUGCUAGAGGCUCUGCUUUGCCCAGGGACUUCCUGUCACAUGGAGAUGGGAGUACCGCCAUCCCAGGGGUCCUCCGCUCUUUGUGGCACCAUCUAUUCCACCUUAGAAAUGGAAGAGCAUUGUCCCCUAAGCACCAGGAUCAGGCCUGGCACCUAGUGCCCCUGCUCUAGCGGGUUGGAGCCUGGAUGUCGCAGGAAGCCCGGUCACUCUGCUUGUCAUACUCUGAACUCGUGGUGAGGGAGCAAUACUGGUGGACGGACAUACCUGGAGUUCUGCUGAGAAUUGAACCCGUGGCCUUGCAUGUGCCAGGCAAAUGCGGCAGGGCCGGUUUACACCCCCAACCCCAGCAUCUCACACUAAGUACUAAAGCUGCUGUGACUGCCAGCCUGGCUCGCUCCCAGGACCUGCAAUAAACAAGCAGCCGACUGGAUGGGAUGACACAUCGGGCUGCUGGUCUGUGGCCACCCGGGGACUCUGGACUUACCCUUGGGCCAGGCAGGGAGAGUUCUGUUUACUCACUAGCUGCUCACUCUCUGGAGGAAGCUGGGGCCCUGUAAGGAAUCACAAGGGGAGUUUCUGAAACUGCCUGGAUCUUUGGGGGAACAUCAGAGCGGCUGGGUGCCACCAGGGCACCACCAGAGGCCUUCUACCAGGUUUGGGAUCCUGGCCAGAAGGGAUGUGUGUGGGGGCUGGGUAGUUGCCCAAUUGCCUUGUGCAAGGACACAGUGGGUGUGUGGGCAUACACAGUGACCCUAAAGCCAUGUCGUGAUGACCAUAUGGACACCACACUCCUGAGUGGAAGAUAUUGCCAAACUCUCUCUCUUCGCCCCCUCUCUUUAGAUAGGAUCUUUUUUUGUAUUCUAUGUUAGUCUCAAACACAAUAUGUAGCCCAGACUGACCCUGAACCUUUGACCCGCCUACAUUAGCUUCCUGAGUGAUUUUAGGUUUGAGCCACCAUGCCAGACUGCCACACACUUCAACAGAGUGACAUAUUCCUUUGCAAAGUGGUCCUUCACAUGAUUUUUGACCCUCUAAAAUGUGGAAGUGUGAGGCUGCAGACUGAUCACAGAAUAUGAGAGAUGAGGAACCCCUGAGCACCAAGGCUGGCAGCGGUCUCUCUUCCCCCAAGCAGGGAGACUCCAUGUAUAUGGCACUCACAGCUGAGGGUAAGGGGUCUGUGGCCAGCAGCGUGCCCCUUAAAUCUCUCCAUGUCCAUCCAGGCCGUGCCCUCCUUCCCGAUGAAGGCCUAGUCUCUGAGGAU